AUGAACAAGCUUCGUUCCGUCGUAUCCAAGAAGAAGCAACGAUAUCAAAAAGAAGGCUUCGACCUCGAUCUCACCUACAUUAGUGAUAGAGUGAUUAGUAUGGGUUUUCCAUCCACUGGUGCUGAAAGUCUCUACAGAAAUCCAUUGGAAGAAGUUCAAUCGUUUUUUCAAUCAAAACACGAUGACCACUACAAGAUUUAUAAUUUGUGUGCCGAGAAGAAUUAUGAUCCGAGUGUUUUUUCAAAUCGAGUGGCUAGAUUUCCUUUUGAAGACCACAAUGCACCACAUUUUUCAUUGGUAUUGGAUUUUUGUGAAGAUGCUUCUCGCUACUUGAUGGAAGAUAAACGAAAUACAUGCGCAGUACACUGUAAAGCCGGAAAAGGAAGAACGGGUACAAUGGUCUCAGCUCUCAUGCUCUACUUAAACGCUGCCAGUUCAGCAAGUGAAGCCACUGAAUUGUUUGGUAGAAUUAGAUGUAACGACUCUAAAGGUGUCACAAUUCCGAGUCAAAGAAGAUAUGUGACAUAUUUUGAGGAAUGUGUAGUUCGUAAAGGAAUGAGAUUUCCAGUGAAAGAUGCAAAAGUAGUAUUGAAAGCGGUUCACAUGAGUUCUGUACCUCACUUUGAUCGAGAUGAAGGAAGUGAUCCUUAUUUUAUUAUUCAACAACCAAUAUACAAUCGAGAAGACUUGGAUAAUUAUCACAUGGAAAAAUUGUAUGACUAUUCGCAAAAUGAAAAAGUCAAACACUUCAAGAAAGGAGAGGAAGUAUGGCUCAAGAAUAUCAAUAUUGAAGUGUCAGGAGAUUUUAGAAUUACUUUCUAUGACAUGGAUAAAGUCGGAAAGGAUGACAAAAUGUUUGUGUGUUGGCUCAACACUAAUUUUCUUCAUCUUCAUCAACCUUACAACACUUCUUCUCCAAAUUCAAUUCCACACAAAAAGAUGCUAGGACCUAAUGACAUUGUGGUACGAGUCCCUAAAGUGGAAUUGGAUAAGGCAGUCAAGGAUAAGAAACAUCAAGCAUUUGAUGCUGAUUUCUUUAUUGAUUUGAUCUUUGAAGUGAAAGAAUCAACUGUCUACUCUGAACCUCGUAAAUUUGUUUAUGAAACACCAGAAAUUGGAAAGGCAUUAUUUGGUGAAAUUCAACAAUAUGCUAAAACUGAAGCAUCUAGCAAGGAAAAGGAAAAAGCUAGAAAACUCUAUGAACAAGGAAGAGAAUUCUUUUCCAUCAAACAAUAUGCAAAUGCUGUGACAUGUUUUUCCAACGCUAUUUUAAUUGAUGGUGCUUUUGAAGAAGCAUACAUGUCAAGAGGUUUAGCCAAUAUGAAUUUGAAACGUUUUGGUGAGGCCAUUUACGAUUUCACAUCGGUCUUGAAUAUCUUGUCUAAAGGAACAACAAGUUUAGGUGAAGAACUUCCAAUUCAAGAUUCUAUCAUGAUCACAUUACGGGCCUAUCAUUCACGUGUAUUCAGAUUGCAUUAUGAUUAUACAAACUUUAUCAAGUACAUGGAUCCUCUCAGUCAUUCCAUUCAUGCCAAAUUAAGAGAAGGAAAAAUCAGUGGUGUGAAAUACGAGCAAUAUUUAUUUGAAAUGUUUCAAGCAUUUUGCAAUAAGGCCAUUGCCAUUGGAAAAAUUGUUGAAGAAUAUCCCAACAAGGACGCACAAAUAUUUAAUGACUUGUCCAAAGCGAUUGAAUAUAUUGAAAAGAUGUCUGAUCCUGCAGCCAGUACAGAAGCUCAAAAUUUUGCUCAAGUUUAUUUAUCACGAGCUCAGAGACAAACCGAUAAGGAAGCUGCCAUUGAUGACUAUUUAAAGUGUUUACUCUAUGACAAGAGCAAUAAGAAGGCAAACAAACAAUUAGCUGUUUUAUUAUAUGAACAAAAGAAUUAUCGAAGAGCGAUUCUCUUCUUUAACAAACUCAUUAAGGAUGAUCCUCAAAAUUCCAAAACCAUUACCAAUCGAGCCAUUUGUUACAUGAAAUUGGAACAAUACGAUAAGGCCAUUGAAGAUUUCAUGCUCGCUCAAAGCAUCUCACCAGAAAAUAUGACACUCUAUGUUCAAUGUGCAAGAUGUUUCCGAAAGAAGCAUGAACAACUUUCACACGAAGGUACCUCUCAAAUUCCUCCCUCUGAAAUUGAUGAAUGUGAACGACAAUAUUCUACCGUUAUUGAUCAUAUUGUAAAACAAAAGAAGAAAGCGAUAGAUUCAGCAGCAUCUCCUUCGUCCUCAUCGACCUCUCCUUCCACACCAUCUUCAUCGUCGGUAGUGCGAGAUGAUGAUUUAAAAACUCUCUAUUUUGAGCGAGGAAUGAAUCGAAUUCUUGCCAAGAGAUUUGACAAUGCAGUUCUUGAUUUUAGUUUAUGUUUAGAAUUAGAUCCGAAUCACGUGCUGGCUCUCUAUAAUCGAGCAUACACACGACAAAAACAUUUUAAACAAUACGAUCGAGCCAUUUCUGAUUAUGAACAUGUAUUGAGUUUAAAUAGUGGAGAUUUAAGAGCUCGACUCGAAAAGGGAUGUUGUUUAUAUUAUUUGAAGAAAGAUCAGGAGGCCAUGAUGGAAUGGCAAAUGGUUUUGAAGAAGGACCCAAAUAAUGAGGCUGCAAAGAUUUAUCUUGCUCAAUUAAUGAAGUAA
Molecule: messenger RNA, 2628 nt
Organism: Naegleria lovaniensis
Lineage: Eukaryota; Heterolobosea; Eutetramitea; Acrasida; Naegleriidae
Exons: 8
Coding region: 1-2628 (875 amino acids)
Biological process (GO): protein dephosphorylation
Cellular component (GO): cytosol
Molecular function (GO): phosphatidylinositol-3,4,5-trisphosphate 3-phosphatase activity; protein binding; protein tyrosine phosphatase activity
Source: RefSeq, a predicted model, not a curated record